This is a messenger RNA of Ectocarpus sp. CCAP 1310/34, 374 nucleotides long. NCBI's taxonomy places the organism in Eukaryota, Phaeophyceae, Ectocarpales, Ectocarpaceae. The record is from the annotation of a GenBank genome assembly.
AUGCAUACAAUCACGAGUAGGACGCACACCGCUGGCCGCUCGUUUGUCACCAAUGAGAGAGCAGCAGAAGCAGCGAAUGUGUCUUUUUUUAGAUGCGUCUCGUGUGUGUCGCAUCUCGUGAGCGAGGCAUUCAUCCACAGCUCUCCUCGAUCAUUUGUACCGACCGCCUGCCUGAUGCUGUUUCGUCCAAGCGAGAGUUCCACCGCCGGCGGUGGGUCCGCCCCCGCCCGCCGCCAGAACGUCCGAUUUCGAGGGCAAGGCAAUGCUCACGUGUACUUGUGUGCACGGGUUUGGCCGAACAGCCCAGCCACGUUCGGGUAGGGGAAAGAAAACCCGGGUAUCCCUCCGGGUGGCGAGUAGCCAAGAUCGGGUGC